This is a messenger RNA of Penicillium roqueforti, 2163 nucleotides long. Its product is annotated as DUF726 domain protein. Bases 1 to 2163 code for a protein of 720 amino acids. The record is from RefSeq and is a predicted model, not a curated record. The transcript has a single exon. Lineage: Eukaryota; Fungi; Ascomycota; Eurotiomycetes; Eurotiales; Aspergillaceae.
AUGUUCAAAAGUCUCAAAGAAAAACAUGGAGGAUUCUUUGAAUCUAAGCAAUCCAAUGCUUCGGAAAGCGAUCGUGGUCAAGAUCUAUCAUCGAUCUUGGAUCGGUCGCAGCGUGCUGACUUAACUGUCCUCGUCUCUGAGGUAGCUGAGUCAAUGCGGGUUCGAAUUCUAGAGCUUUAUGAGCAUACAAAUACAAAGGAUAAUUCCCCCAAUCACUCCAGUCCACGCCCAUCUCCGGGGGCGGACCGCGAUGAAGAGACGCCACACUUGCCCUCAAGCCCACAAGACAAGGACGCGUCAGGAAACAAUGGAAGUCCGCGGCAGGGAUCUACUAGCAAACAGCCAAUCCCCCGGCCAAAGAUCCGUGCGCUCUCCACUUUUGAGGAUUGGAGGGAUUCUGUCCUUUUGCGUGUUGGCGCGGUCGUCAAUAAAGAUGAUGAUGAUCAGGAAAAAAAGGCAGGCGAAGACCUGCGGAACGCCGCCAAGUCUGAUGAUCUUCCACUGGACGAGGAUAAAGAUAGACUGGCCAAGUUACAAGAAAUAUACCACCCCGUGGAAACACCUUUGGCAAAACUCCCAAAAGCAACAAGACUGCUUAUUCUUCACUCGCUUCUCCUUUUAAUGCUCAGCCUAGAGCACUACAGUGCUUACUCAAGAGUCUUGAUGUUGAACGUCACAUCCAGUCUGAACAUAGAUAUCAACAUACUCAAUCAAGACGAAGUCACUGUCGCUCGCGGAUUGCUGCAGACAGCUUUGGCGCUCUCGGCAGAUCAAGAUACCAAGGAGCAACCAAAGAAAAAUGAUGACAUGAGAAAAUGGAAAGUGGGCCUUGCAUCUGUGGCUGGAGCCGCUUUGAUUGGCCUCACUGGCGGACUCGCAGCUCCAUUGGUAGCGGCGGGCCUGGGAACUGUUAUGGGCGGAUUGGGCCUUGGCGCUACCGCUGCUGCUGGGCUUCUAGGUACUUUGGCCGGAAGUAGCGUCGUUGUUGGUGGCCUUUUUGGCGCUUACGGUGGACGUAUGACUGGUCGCAUGAUGGAAAAGUACGCACGUGAAGUGGACGACUUUGCCUUCAUACCGAUAAGAGGAGAACCCCGCCGGAAUGUAAAAGAGAAGGAGUCUGCUAAACAAGAUCAUCGUUUACGGGUUACCAUUGGUGUUACCGGUUGGGUCAAGGAAGAGUCGAACUUCGUGAUCCCAUGGCGGGUGAUUGGUGCCGACUCUGAAGUGUUCGGUCUUCGCUGGGAGAUGGAGCCUUUGAUGAACCUGGGUAACGCGAUAUCAGCUCUUGUGACUAGCGCUGCGUGGUCGGUUGCCGGACGUGAGGUUUUGGCUCGUACUUUCUUCCACACGAUCAUGAGCGCGGUAAUGCUUCCCCUAGGCCUCAUGAAAGUUGCUGGCAUCGUCGACAACCCGUUCAGCGUGGCUAAAGCUCGCGCCGAUAAAGCGGGCGAGGUUCUCGCUGAUGCACUGAUUAACAGAGCCCAGGGAGAACGACCCGUGACCUUGAUGGGGUAUUCUCUAGGGUCUCGUCUGAUUUUCUCCUGCCUCAAAAGCCUAGAAAGGAGAGACGCGUAUGGCCUGAUCGAAUCGGUCAUUUUGAUGGGGUCACCUACCCCUUCAAACGCGGAGGACUGGCAAAAGAUUCGCAGUGUCGUAAGCGGACGUGUUGUGAACGUGUUCUCUGAAAAUGACUCUGUACUCGCUUUCCUCUACCGAACAAGCAGCUUUCAACUCGGUGUAGCGGGAUUGCAGCCAGUUGAAGGUGUUCCAGGUGUUGAGAACCUCAACGUAAGCGAACUGAUCAAUGGCCACCUGCGGUAUCAGUUUCUGCUUGGCAGAAUUCUUACCCUUAUCGGGCUUCAGGACCUUGAUCCCAGUGAGAUUGAACGCGAAGAAGCUGCUCUUGCCCACGAGGAUAAGCGACAGGAGAAGGAGCGGUUAGAGAAUGAGCGCAAGGCUGGUGUUAAAGACCGGGAAUCAUCUGCUGCUCUUGAGGCCCUGAACAGCCAGGAGGGCUUUGGGGAAGAUGCACGGUUGCAGAAGAAGGUCGAGGCGCAGACUCAGGAGAACAUGAUGACCCACCGUAUUGAAAUGAUUGAUAUGGACGACGAUGAUUAUUCGGCGCCUUUGAAAGAAGAUCCCUCGAAGCAUUCUGCUCUGUAG